AUGGAGAGUCAGAGAAUCCAGUCCUCUUACAGGAAGCGAUUCGGCCCUCAGGGCUCGAGCAGCACAGGAGUUCGUAUUGGGGGCCUUUCCUCCAGCCGCGUCUCCUGGCAUGGCACCCCUCGCAGCCUCACUCAUUCAAGCCCCAUAUCACGGAUCUCCUUCGGCUCGACCAGCAGCGCCUUGCUUUUGGGGAGCCCUGGAGACCGAUUGGACUUCUCUGCUGACUCGCUGAUGAAGGCCCAGUACAAGGAGACCCGCACCAAUGAGAAGAUGGAAAUGAUGGGCCUAAAUGACCGCUUCGCCAGCUACAUCGAGAAGGUGCGCCUGCUGGAGCAGCAGAACAAAGUUCUGGUGGCAGAGCUGAACCAACUGAGGGGAAAGGAGCCCAGCCGCCUGGGAGACAUCUACCAGGAGGAGCUGAGGGAGCUGCGCAGACAAGUGGAUGGUCUCACUGCUGGGAAAGCUCGGCUGGAGAUAGAGAGGGACAACCUGGCUGCAGAUCUGGCCAUGCUCAAACAGAAGUUGAAUGAAGAAAACGGCCUCCGUCAGGAUGCUGAGAACAACUUAAAUGUCUUCAGACAGGAUGUGGAUGAGGCUGCCCUAAACCGUGUCCAGUUGGAGAGGAAGAUCGAUGCCCUGCAGGAUGAGAUCAACUUCCUGAGGAAAACUCAUGAGGAGGAGCUGCGUGAGCUACAGGAGCAAAUCAUGGCCCAGCAGGUGCAUGUGGACCUUGAUGUGUCCAAACCAGACCUGACAGCUGCUCUGAGAGACAUCAGGAUCCAAUAUGAAACCAUGGCAACCUCAAACAUGCAGGACACGGAGGAGUGGUACCGCUCCAAGUUUGCUGACCUGACGGAUGCAGCCAAUCGUAAUGCAGAAACGCUGCGCCAGGCCAAACAGGAGGCCAAUGAAUACAGGCGUCAGAUACAAGUGGUGACCUGUGAUCUGGAGGCGCUCCGCGGGACAAACGAGUCCCUGGAACGUCAGCUUCGUGAGAUCGAGGACCGCUUCACCAUGGAGACUUCUGGGUACCAGGAUACAGUAAGCCACCUAGAGGAGGAGAUCCAGGCACUGAAGGAGGAGAUGGCAAGACACCUGCAGGAGUACCAGGACCUUCUCAACGUCAAGCUGGCCCUGGAUAUCGAGAUUGCCACCUACAGGAAGCUGCUAGAGGGAGAGGAGAGCAGGAUCACAAUUCCAGUUCAGAGCUUUUCCAACCUGCAGUUUAGAGAAACCAAUCUGGACACUAAAACCCCAGAAGCCCAUGUGAAGAGGAGUAUCCUGGUUCGAACUGUCGAGACCCGAGAUGGAGAGAUCAUAAAGGAAUCAACAACUGAACACAAAGAUCUUCCUUAAAGCUCUUCAACCAUCUUGUCUUGGGUAUUGAUCUGAGCACUUGAAUGCUUAUUACAAGAUUUUUAAAAUUCCAAACCCCAAAGCUACCCUACCAGAGUUAUUUUACUCUCUUUUCUGCAGGCUAAGCAUAAUCUGCUCUACACCCAUGACUUAACCAUUAAACCACCCCUAGCCUCACCUAUUAGUACUCCAAAAACAAAAGCUUUCUCACUGACUGACCAAGAUCGUAAGUUAGAUGCAGGUCGGUUGUCUUUGAUUCUUAAACUGGAUUGAUGGACCAGAUUUUGUAGUAUUGUUUCAGAUUAGUUGCCAUAGAAGAGGCCUUGAAAUGUAGCAAAUGUGUUCAGCUAAUAUGUAGCGUUGUGGAGGUUGACAUGUGGUUUUGUGUAUGUGAAAUGUUUCAUAGAACGUACAAGAAGAAGAAGAGGUUUCAGAAUUGGAUAAAGGCAGGAACUGAGAGAUAUGUUUGUGUACCGUAGAGCAACUUUUGGUGAGACAAAAUGUAAAUUUGGGAUGUUUUUUAACCCUUGUAACACAUUUUUGUAGCCGCCUAAUCCGUCGAUGUGUUGCUUCAUGUAUUAAAUGCCUGCUCAGGUGUUUUCGAUUGGUGCAUUAGUGUCUUAUAAAAAUAAUUUACUUUGUGCAGCAAUUCAUGCUGUCCUCACCCUCCAUUUAUCCCAGCUUGCCUGAAAAGACCCCAUCAUUUUUCUGACACCAGGACAUGUGAGGGCAUGUUUUAUCACCUAGCAGAGGUGUGAGAGACUGGGAUGUGCUAGAGGUAUGGUGCUUGGAGGCUGAUGUCACUCCUUCUCUCCAUCUUCCAUCUGACCCUAUAUGUUUGAUUGAAACCAGAAGGAAAAUGGAGAUAAUCUCCAAUAAUCUCACAACAAAUACCUGUGCCAGAAACCCUGUUUUUAUUUUGAUAGAGAGGUUAUUGUAUCAAAAAGGAAAGGGGCUACAGGAUGGAUGGAUGGAUGUCACAGCUCACACCAUGUAAUCGUAGACUCAAGCUUUGCAAGCUGUCUGUAACGCUGCUGACAGUCCCUGCUCUAAUGAGAGUUGUGCAAUAGCUGUCGCUGUGCUUGUCACCAAGGAUACACUGUGAUUUUGUGUUCCCAUGUACCUCCCACCCACUUUUGAUCCUCGACAACAUCCACCCCGUCACUCAACCCCUUCUCCUGUAUGUCUUAUAACAUUCAGCCCCAGUUUGUACUCACUCUGUUCUGUUUUUAUGUCAAAUUUAGAUAGAAUUUAUGACAAAGACAGCUGAAUCCUGCUUUUAUCAAAGAAACCUCUGCAUAUGUGAAUAUAACAUUAGUUUUGACCUAUGCUAUAAGCUAUAACAUCAUGUUUACUUACCGACAAUAAAAUUUUUUGUUUGAGUUGA
This is a messenger RNA of Cheilinus undulatus (humphead wrasse), 2743 nucleotides long. It is a transcript of the gene gfap, whose product is annotated as glial fibrillary acidic protein. Gene Ontology annotation, biological process: regulation of chaperone-mediated autophagy; intermediate filament organization. The record is from RefSeq and is a predicted model, not a curated record. The transcript has 9 exons. Gene Ontology annotation, molecular function: structural constituent of cytoskeleton. Bases 1 to 1356 code for a protein of 451 amino acids. Lineage: Eukaryota; Metazoa; Chordata; Actinopteri; Labriformes; Labridae. Gene Ontology annotation, cellular component: intermediate filament; cell projection; cytoplasm.